GAUGUCUAGGUGGAUGAAGAAGUAGAAGUAGGAACUGGAAGCAGAUUGGCACUGCAGCUACAUGCUCAGCCCAGCACUAUCACUGCGGUAAGAAGGAGGAAGGCAGACAUCAGGGAGCAAAUCUGCCUCUGUUCUGGGAACGGACUGGAGGGGCACUGCUGUUUACGGAAAAAAGCACUGCAGUGACACUUGCACAGUCCUCAAAAUUGAAAAGACAUGAACGAAAUGGACCCAAAUGAGCUAUCCUUGUAUUGAGCUGUGUAGCUCCUCAUCUUGAUAUGGGUGGCACACUGUAUAACUGUAAUGUUAAGUAUAGUCAUUGCAGAUUUAACUGUCUUACAAACACACUGAUGGACUGGUGAUUGGAUACUUGGAUAAUGCUAUGGGAUAGUGUGACCACUUUCUGAGAGAGACGUGAACAAAGCGAAGGCGUGGACUGGUAUCUGUUUCGUGCCAAAACAAAGGCUUUGGAAUGGCGGUGGGGCCGUGUGGCCGAGAGCUGCAGGAGCAGCGUGUGAAGCUGGUGGAGGACUACAGCCGGCAUGUGACUUUCCUUCUGGAGAUGCUCUACCGGGCGGGGGAAGUGACAGAGGAGGAUGUGAGUCUUGUGAGAGGCGGGGGGCGUCUGGGGGAGCGCGACCGCAUGAGGAUGCUGCUGGACGUCCUGCAGGGGAGGGGAGAGGAGGCCUGCCGCGCUUUCCUUCUUUUGCUGCCGACGGUCACAGCCAUGCCAGCUGGAACACACCCACCGAAAGACGCAGCACACCAUGGACAGUGCACCCAAGAUGACAUGCAAGAGCUGCUGAAAAAGCACAAGGGGAUUCUGGGUAGGCAGCACAGCCUGACCGAUUACCUCAACAUCAGGGGCGGGGCUUCUGAGUGCCGCGAGGGCGGGACUUUCACAGAGAUCACUCUGUCACAGCGCGUGGGCUACACUGUUCCCCUGCAGUACCAGCACGAGACCACGGAGGUCGGGGACGCUUUCAGGAUAGUGGGGCUGGAGGGCGGCAGACACGAGAAGAUGUGCGAGUUUCGGGAGGUGUGUCAGAGUUUGCUGUCGGCGCGAGGAGAAGGGGUUACACUGCUUUCGGGGGUUGCUGGCAGCGGGAAGACCACGGUGGUGAGGCGGCUGGUGCGCGAGUGGGCCACCGACACAGACUCGCAGAAAGUCAUCUUUUCCCUGACUUUUAGAGAGCUGAACCUGAUCAGUACGCCGCAGAGCCUACACAAGCUGCUGUCUGUGCACUACAGCCACCUCAGGCCUAUCCUGGACCAUAUCUUGGCCUCCGAUCCUGCCAAAAUUCUGAUCAUCCUGGACGGGCUCGAUGAGUUUUGCCUUCCCCUGGACUUUGCCAGGACUCCGAAGUGUUCAGACCCGGAACUGGCGCAGAGCGUUGGGGAGAUGGUGGUGAACCUGAUCAAGGGGAACCUGCUGCCCGGCGUCUCCCUCCUGCUCACCUCGCGGCCCCACGCCAUCUCCAAGGUCCCGCCCCAGCAGGUGACAGUGCUCUACAGUGUCCUGGGCUUCUCUCGGGCCCAGCAGCAGCAGUACUUCGGGCGGAGCUGCGGAGCCCCCGAGGCGGCGGCGGCCGUGUGGCGCUACGUGUCUUCGCACCAGCCGCUGCUGCGCAUGUGCCACAUCCCCGCCUUCUGCUGGAUCGUCGCCACGGCGCUGCGGGGUUGCACGUCAUUCCUCGGCGAGGACGCCGCUGCGCUCAGCGGAGGCUAUCCACCGGUGGAGCCUGCGGGCGUGAGUGCACUCAAAGACACGCCCUCCCAGACACCUCCCGGUACGAAUGCUUUGCUUAUCACCGCCGGCGCUGCAGGCAAUUUAGAUAAGCCGGCCACGGUCACAGAGAUCUACUGCUGCUUCCUGAAAGCGGUAUUGGUGUUCCACGGGGAGGGGCGCGAAGGGGGGUCUCAGGUGUCCCGUCUGCAGGAUGCCCCUCGGGUGCUGCGCGAGACACGCCCGCUGCUGCGGGAUCUGGGCGCGCUGGCCUUCAAGGGGUUGCUGGAGAGGCGCUUUGUCUUCAGCAGCGAUGACCUGGGCGUCUUCUCCCUGGACUGCCGGGAGCUCUCCCAGGCCUUCCUCGUGGAGAUCCUCCAGGAGGACCGCGUCUCGCUCACUUACGAGAAGAGCUUCCACUUCAUCCACACCAGCGUGCAGGAGUUCCUGGCAGCUCUGUACUAUGUCCUGGAGGCCCUCUCUGGUUCUGAUCCGUUCUCUGGCCUCAAGCCCGCGGCCAUGCUGCUCCCACCCGCUCUGCGGAAGGCGCUAGCUGCUACCACACGCAGGCUACUGGGACAGAGGCGUCUCCUGCUUAGGCAUGUCAAGAAGGCUUUCCAUUGGAGUGAACAUCACCAGUCAGGCCACCUGGAUCUCUUCUGCAGGUUUGUGUCAGGGCUCCUAGUGCCUCGAACACGCCUCAUUUUGGAAGGGCUGUUCCCAAAAGAACCACGGAGACCCCUGUUUCGCUCUCACGCCCAUCGCGCCCUGCCCCCCACCCCUCACUUCCUCCUGUGCCUGCUCCAGUCCCAGCUACAGUGCAAAGGACUGAGCCCUGAGAGGCAGGUCAAUGCCUGUUACUGCCUGUAUGAGGCCCAGGAUCCCGGGCUGUCCCGGAGGAUGCAGGGGUGGCUGCAGCUCCUGGCCCAGCAGGCCCAGGCAUUCCCACCGGAGCAGGCGGAGAGAGACUGGAGCGAGCUGGCCUUCCUGCUGCAGCUCAACCCUGGGCUGCCUGAGCUGAGCCUGGAAGCGCAGGGUCUGGAUGCCCAGGGCCUGCGCAGGCUGUUGCCUGUGCUGCCACUCUUCAGCACUCUAAGGCUUGGGCAAAAUCCACUGGGGCCUGAGGGAGCAGCUGUCCUAUCCUCUGCCCUCCAGAGCCCAGACUGUCGCAUUGAGAGGCUGUGGGUCGUAGCGACAGGUCUUGGCUGUGAGGGGCUGAAGGUCCUGGCUCAGGCUCUGAAGCAGAACAGCACGGUGGUGGACCUCAGGAUGGCCAUCAAUGGAAUUGGGGAUGUGGGAGCAGCCCACCUGGCGGAGCUGCUGAGGGCUAACCGUACCCUUAAAGACAUCAGGUUGCGUGACAACCAGGUGACGGACAAGGGGGCAGAGCUUCUCAUGGCUGCUCUGAUUGAGAACACCACCCUGGAGUUCCUGUGGAUGUAUGACAACAAGGUCUCCAAGGAAGGCGUUAAGAAGCUGAAGGAGUUUGCCAAAAGUAGACCUGGCCUGGACAUCAAGGUGUGCGUCUGACACCUGGUCAACCCCUUGGCAAGGAUUGAUGCUGUCCUGUAUGAGGAGUGAGGCUAGAGGCCUCAUCUGCCCUGUGCAGAGGGGGGAACCCUGAACUGAACGUUGGCUUGCUGGGUGUGCCUCACUGAAUUUGGUUGCAAGCAAUUGUGUUCUUCUGAUACUGCUCUUAUUUGA
This is a messenger RNA of Megalops cyprinoides (Indo-Pacific tarpon), 3430 nucleotides long. RefSeq names its product NLR family CARD domain-containing protein 3. The coding region runs from base 473 to 3256 and encodes 927 amino acids. Gene Ontology annotation, biological process: regulation of apoptotic process. The record is from RefSeq and is a predicted model, not a curated record. The transcript has 7 exons. Lineage: Eukaryota; Metazoa; Chordata; Actinopteri; Elopiformes; Megalopidae. Gene Ontology annotation, molecular function: protein binding.